GGCUGCACCGUGAUGAAUUAUGGGACAUAUGGUUUAAAGUAACGUUACUGCGGUUUGGUAAUUCUCCGAAUUUCCCUUAUCAACCAUCAUAUUUGUUGAGUGUAACGAGGACUACUCACCACGAAGUUGAUGAAAUGACCACGUGAAAUCAUCUCGCGCAUAACGAAUUUCGCGUUCGCUUAGGGGGAAAAAUUGAUGUGUCAGUGUAAGCUAGAAGUAGAAAUUUGACCCGAGAAACAGCAGAUGUAUAUGGACGUCUGAAGGGGGAAAAAAACUGGCGGUAACCACAACAAACCAGAUAACUACAGUGUUGCAGGGUUUCGUUGAGAAGGUUGAUUCAUACGCACGAACAGUUGAUGAACAACAAAGCAAUCGGCGUGUGUUUAUGUUUGUGUUACGUACAUUUAAUGAAUGAAUUGACCUGAAAAAAAGAAAAAAUCUGACGAGAUUUAUCCGCCAGGUCGCAGAAAAUGUAUGGAAAAUUUUUUGUGAGGUCUUGAAAGACAGAAAAAAUAGUGUAGCUGCAUCAUACCAGACUUAUCAUUAAAUAAGUGGUGAUUUAUAUACACAUGUAUAACUUGAAGAAAGAGUUUCCACGGAAAUCCACAUUCUGUGUAAUGCUACGGAGCAACGUGGUAAUUAGUAUGUGUAAAUGACGACCUAAACUGUGGAUGUAAAUACGAAAAACUUCGCUCACAUUCACACUUGCCGCGAUAACUAAAAAACAGCUGGAAUUAAUCAGUUAUAUUGUGGCACAUUAGUGAUCAAUGUCAGAAGACGUUGUGACUAUACUAACCCUAAAGGUGGAGUAUUUUUACUGAAAAUAUCUUUAUUUAUGUACCUGUAACUCAAUAGACUAAAAUAUAAUAAGAAUAAGAAACAGGAUCGAAAUAUUAGGCUAGUAGUAGGAAGAUGUUCAGACCACAAAACUAAAAAAAAAUUAGUUUUAAGUACAAUCAACAUUUUCAUUGUUUCAUGAGCAGCCUAGUUUAUUUUACUGAAGAUGGCCACAGCGUAUCAAAAUGAUCACUGGAUUCAGGAUGUAAAUGAUCAAUAUUCUGAACAAUUACUCGCUGUUAUCCAAGAGUUUCCUGACGCAGAAUCUGCCGAUAACGGCAACUCCAGAGGGCGGAAUCUUUCUGAAUCAACAUCUUCUAUAAAGUCCUUAUAUGGAGAGAAUAAAAGUAGUAUUAAAAGCAGUGAGCCAUUAGAAAGAAGUAGUUCGUUUAGCUUUUCGAACCGUUUUGGAAGUGAUCAAGACCUUUUCUAUUCUGGAAAUAGAAGAAGAUCUUUUACCAAAGUCCAUCUUGGAGGCCAGAAGCCUUGUAGAGUUGAGACUGUUUAUGUUGAUAAUGUAAGUUUGACUUCUGAAGUACAUGAUCCUUCAGACUAUUCUGAAUUCUCUUCGAUAAACCAAUUUGACGAAAAAGCAGCAAUUAAAGAAGAUGAGGAACAGAAAGGGAUCCAUGAUCCUCAAGAAACAAAUAUUAGAGCAAGAUCAAACGGUAAUAACAGUUGGAUAUCGAAACUAGGAAAUCAAAAACUUACCAACGGGAGCUUUGGCAGAAAAAAUACUGUUCCCAAAGAGAAUUACUACUGGUAUGUGUCUCCCUACGGACGACCAACAUGGCGAGACCACUUGGUGGGUGAUGCGAAUAGAUAUGAAGAUUCUUUGAAUAUUUGUUACAGACAGCAGUGGGCAGUUGGUCUUACCAGUUAUCAGUUCGAUAAGAUUUGUUAUAACUUAAGCCCAGCUAGACAGUGGUUCAAUGGUAUUCGAUCGUCUUCCACAAUUUCACUGACGAGUACUCCGUGUGAUGGUGUCUCAGAACUUUCCACUAAUUCUUUCGUUCGAUCAGUGGUCAUGGAUCGACAGAUAGAAGAGCAGAGAACAGAUGAGUCUUGGCCUGGACAGAGGCGAAAAGCGCGAUCCUUAUCUCCAGAAAGUCUCUUCUGGCGAAUAACUAACAGGUUUCGAAAAACUAGAGAUUCACGUGCACUCCGGGCUCGGAAGUAUCGUUCAGCAUCCGUAGAUCAUGUGUUUGGGAUAGAAGACCAGAAACAUAGUUCUAGGAACACGUUUACAAGUCAUGGACAGAACCAUGUCAACAGACCACCAUAUGGAACUGGUCCUCCACUGAAGCAGCUCCGAUCUUAUUCUGUCGACACUCAAAGCAGUUCUCAAUCCUCGCGCAACUUACGACAGAGGGCGUUUAGUGGGAAUGUUGGGGCAAAGAAAACUUCAAUAAGACGAGUUGAUGAUGAAGCACUGAAGAGAAGUCGUUCCCAUAGCAACCAGUAUGAACUAUCUCAAGAUCUGCUGGACAAACAGGUGGAGAUGCUUGAGAGAAAGUACGGUGGAGUCUGUGCACGUCAGGCAGCUUUAACUAUACAAAGAGCUUUUCGAAAACACUGCAUGGUGAAGCGAUUUCAAGAGCUAGCCCACCCUAACAAAAGUGAAAAGCGUUUGUCGAGACGGUUUCCCACUUAUGAUCUCGAAGGGAAAGACUGGAUGGUGUAUGCAGGAUCAGUAACAUCUGGUAAUCACAUGCCAUACACAACAGGAGUCAUCUAUAAUCCAGGCCAAGAGAUGUUGAAGGAAGGUUUUCAAGGCAGUUAUUCCACACCACAGAAUGUGGAUGAAGAUGUCAAAUCAAAUUUUGCUGCUCUCUUUCGUGAGCUGAGUGAAACUUUAGAAACUGAAAAUGGUAGGCCUUUAAAACCAGUGAGGUCAAUGAGCAUGAGAGAGAAAAAGACAUGUUACCCAACUGACUCGGAUCACUAUAGUGAGCCAUCAGCCAACUGUGUAUACACUAAAGGAAACACUUCCUCCUAUUCAAGUGGUCAAGUAAUAACUGUUCAACGAAACAAAGAUGUGCAUGUAGUGCCAUCUGGUGGCAGGUUAUGGACUCACAGUUCUGUAGAAUCUGGUCUUCCAGAAAGAGACAGUACAGUAAAUGACAAUGUCUACUACACAACUUAUACAGGUGGUGUGAGAUCUCCUUCUUCUAUUCCUAGACAUUCAACAAGUAAUGGUGUAAAACAUAUCAGUUCCUCCCAUAGUGCUCAUCUUGGACCCACAGUGUACCUUGUUCCUAGUCAAGUACCACCACCAACUGAAGAACACUAUUGUCCUCCUGGAGAGUCACUUUCUUCAGAGGAUAGUGGACUUGGUUCUAGUGGAUUGUGUAAAGGAUCAGUACCUGUUACGGACAAUUUUCUUGGAAACCGAGAAUCUCCUACAAGAAGAUCAGUCAAUGUUACAGUGGGUAUGACAAAACGAUCUCAGGAAGGGAUGCUUCAAAGAACUCCUAUAAGGUCAAGCGAUAUUGCAAUUGGAAGGAAAUGUAGUGUUGAGCAGAAAAAAAUUCCACCUCAGGUGCCUAAACGAACUUCUUCUAUUCCAAAUCGAGAGCUUAAAAGUCGAGCUGAUGGAAUUCAUUCUCCUACUCACUCAGUCCAGUCUUCUACCUCAAGCUCUGGAACCAGUGAAGGCAGCAUAGGAUGUGAUGUGACUCAGCAGUACAUACAAAACAGUCCACUUCCAGAAAAUGGUGAAAAGGGGAAAAUCCAAAGUAGAAUUUGUGGUAUGGAAGCAUCUCCUAUUUGGAAGAGAAAAUCUCUAGUCAUGGCUGAACAAGCACCAACUGGUGCUCGAUUAGAAGACAAACGAUUAAGUAAUAUAUCAGAAAAUAGUGAAGAUAGCUUAGAGAGUACUGGCUACUCUACAUCACCUCCAAUAUCAACGUCGGAUAUGUUACAGUCAUUCACAGGGGUAACUUACUCAGAUUCUGUUAACAGGACACCUCGUGACUUUCCCUCAAGUCCUCUUCUAUACAAAUCACAAAUUUCUGAAGUUCAAAGGAAGCGACAGUAUAGAGUGGGUUUAAACCUUUUCAACAAGAAGCCUGAAAAGGGAAUCCGCUACCUUAUUCAUCGUAGUUUCUUGGAGGCUAGUCCUAAAGCAGUAGCACGGUUUUUAAUUUCUCGGAAAGGUCUCAGUAAACAAAAUAUAGGAGAAUACCUUGGCAAUCUGCAAUGUCCAUUCAACAUGGCUGUUUUAGGGUGUUUUGUGGAGGAGAUGGACUUGGCUGGAAUGCAGGUUGAUGUUGCACUCCGCAGGUUUCAGACAUUUUUUCGCAUGCCUGGUGAGGCUCAAAAAUAAUUUUUAUAUAAUGUACUCAACCUUCUGUACAUCUUAAUAUGGAAUAGUGGGAAUACCAGUUUCAUUCUCUGAUAGUUGAAUGGGAGGUAUGACUGGAAGUUAUAUAUUGGUGAACCCGUAGCCUGUCUAUCCUUUUUGAUAAUGUUGUCAUUGGCCUCUGUGUUCCUUGAUUCUUAUCUGUUACAAGACACCACACUCAUACCAAGACUGGGGUAUAAAUUGUUGCAGGUCUCUUUCUGGAUGGUCCUCACGAUGCCCCAAGUUGAUCCAUACUUUGUUUUCCAACCACUAAGUACAAGGGUUAUCCUCAUUUUUGAAAUUCAAUUUUCUCGAUCUGUACACAUCUUUAUAAUAUGGGUGUAAGAAUACUUUAUGUUGAAAAGUAUUAUUAUAUACUUUUCCCAAAACUGUUCAACGUAAAACAAAAUGUUGUUCUGAUACAUACCUAACCACCAUGAUUUUAUAUUGGCUGUAAUUGUUGCAUCACUAGCUUAUCUGCAUAUCCAAAAUCAUUUUAAUAUAACAUAGCAUUUGAGGGAUAGCAAAGUGCCUCUUGGCCAGUCGUGGCUUUCCCAUUCAUUUCAAAACUCAUCUGUCUAUAUCCAGUCUCAACCUCACACAAACUCAAAAAGCCCUCUCUUGAACUCUCCCACACUGUUGCAUCUACAACAUCUGAAGGCAAUCAAUUCCAAAGAAAAGUGACCAUCCUAUUCAAAAAAUUAAAUUACUAAUUUGCAAACAACUUUCAUGCCAAAUCUUAAAUCUAUGUCCCCUAGUCCUACCUUUAAACACAAAAAAUGUUAUUCCAUUUAUAACACCUCAGUGAGAUCCAGUCUACCCUUCUUUACUCAAGAGAAAAUAAUUUUAAGAACCUUAACCUAUUUUCAUGUGACAGUCCUUCCAUCCCAGGGAUCAUCCUAGUAAUCCUUCUUUUAACCCUUCCUAACAACUAUAUAGGCCCGGCAUGGCCAGGUGGUUAGGGCGCUCGACUUGCAAUCC
Messenger RNA from Limulus polyphemus (Atlantic horseshoe crab), 5164 nucleotides. Its product is annotated as IQ motif and SEC7 domain-containing protein 2-like. The transcript is spliced from 7 exons. Bases 1004 to 4165 code for a protein of 1053 amino acids. NCBI's taxonomy places the organism in Eukaryota, Metazoa, Arthropoda, Merostomata, Xiphosura, Limulidae. Gene Ontology annotation, biological process: actin cytoskeleton organization; regulation of ARF protein signal transduction. The record is from RefSeq and is a predicted model, not a curated record. Gene Ontology annotation, molecular function: protein binding; guanyl-nucleotide exchange factor activity.